Messenger RNA from Closterium sp. NIES-65, 1446 nucleotides. Lineage: Eukaryota; Viridiplantae; Streptophyta; Zygnematophyceae; Desmidiales; Closteriaceae. The record is from the annotation of a GenBank genome assembly.
AUGACCUACACGAGGAUCACCCAGCAGAGCAACGGCUCUCACGACACCAUCCUCUUCAACCGCCCCUGCCCCGCCUUCCGCUGCAACGCACGCUACUGCUCGAAUUCUCAAGAAAACCCUUAUGGCGGUUUCAUUUCCUCCCACCCCUCCAUCCCUCCCCACCCUAUCCCGCGAGCCCCCAUACCCCCCCUCCCUGCACUCCCCACAUCCCUCCCUCGUGCCUCUCCCCCCUCCCUGCACUCCCCACAUCCCUCCCUCGUGCCUCCCCCCCGUUCGUGCAGCAGGGCAACAACACCGUCAUUCGCAUCCGAUAUGAUCGCCGAGGAGAAGGUGCAGAGCGAGAAGGAAGAGGCGGAUUCGAGUCCGUCGGGAUGGGAAGUGACCCGUGGCGGACGGAUGCACGACACGGAGCUGGUGGCGAUCAUGGGCAUCGCCAGGACAUGGGAGCGUAUCGCUCGCCGGAAGAGGGUUACCGCCGUCGCGAAGAUCGGAGUCGCGGGCGUGGCCUGGAGGAAUUUUUCUCUGGUCGGCAGGGAGACCUCGAUGUUGACGGAGAGGACGAGGCCGACACGGCGAAUAAGGCGCAGGAAACGAAUCGCGAAGGCGAGGCGAAGGGCGAUGACGAAGCCCAGGAAGAAGGCGCAGGCGAGCAGCGCGAAAUGCCCGCUGGAGUCAAGGAGGCCGAUUCGACGCAGGCGGGCGCGGCGGCGAAACCGGACGGGACGAAUGGUGCGUGGAACCAGCCGCGUGGCGAAGAGAAGAACGACGGCGGGAGGCGUAGCAGUGGCCCGCGCUCACCGAAUCCGCGUCAGCACCGUGACGAGAAACGCGGAGGCGAGGGGCGCGUGCCCGAUCUGCGGCAGCACCGUGACGUGGGGCGCGGCGAUGGCGCGCUCGCAUCAGGCCAGCGACAGCAUCGCGAUGGGGGGCACGCUGGCGGCGCGCGCUCGCCAGAUCCGCGGCCGCAGCGUGACGAGAGGCGCGAAGGCGGCUACCGCUCGCCUGAUCCGCGGCCGCUGCAUGAGGAGAGGCGCGGAAGCAGUUACCGCUCGCCAGAUCCGCGAUAGCGCCGUGACGGAGAACGCGGAGGCAGUGCGCACUCGCCAGAUCCGCAGAGGUAUCACGGCGGGAGGAGCAAGGGGGGCUCGCGCUCACCAGAUCCGCAUCACUAUCGUGAUGGGAGACGCAAAGGUGGCUAUCGCUCGCCUGACACGCAACGGUACCAUGGAGGGAGGUGGGGAGGUGAGGCGCGCUCGCCAGAUUGGCGUCAGCGACACGAGGAAAGCCAGGGAGGCAGAUACCGCUCGCCGUCGCGGCAGCGGAGCAGGGAUGGAAGGCAGGGCGCUGGGUCUCGCUCGCCUGGGCGGUAUCGGCAGCGUGACGAAAGACGUGCCGGUGAAGGAGGACAGGAUCAACGCGGUAGCAGAGUGGGAGGCAGCGGGCUGA